AUGAAAAAAAAUCUUAUUGAAUAUGGAUGUAAUGAAGUAGGCAAAAUAUUCAAAGGUGUAAAUGGAAUGAGAAUUCUUAGAAAGAAAUUAGAAACUAUAGGAUUUAUACAUUCAGUUUUAUUAUUACGCUUAGAUUCACCUGCAGGAUAUGUUUGUAAAAUAUCUCGUAGUAAAAAUUUAGAAAUCUUAGCAGGAAUAAAUGAGUUUGUGAUAAAAAUACUUCCUAUUAUAGUAAUGACACUAGUAAACAAUAUGAUAAAAAUUGUAGAAGAUAUCCAAUAUGGCGAUGAUGAUGAUUUUAUACAAAAUUUACAGAAUUCUUGUGAAGAAACAAUUUCUCAAGAUUAUCAUAGAAAAUUUGAUGAAUUAAAAAUACCAGGUUGUUUUCAAUGCUAA
Molecule: messenger RNA, 396 nt
Organism: Funneliformis caledonium
Lineage: Eukaryota; Fungi; Glomeromycota; Glomeromycetes; Glomerales; Glomeraceae
Source: the annotation of a GenBank genome assembly